CAACAGACAUAGUCCGUAGUUUCCCGGCGGAUCUUCUCAGUGGGUCGCGACUCUGAUCCGGUGGUAGAUUCUAUGAAAAAUUCCUCUUGCUAGGGCUAGCGUUAGCAAAUUCUCUCAGGUCGAGCCCGUGAGCUCAGUACUUAUAAUCAAACCUUAUUAUUUGUUCUAUAGCUAACUCAAAUUUUUUGGUGGUUUCUCUCACUGUGAAUCCUCGGAUCUAUCUACAGCGGGUGGCAAUUAUACUUUAGCAUUCAAUAAGUAUGUCAAAAGCACAUAUGUGGCGUGAAGGUUUUAGCUGGCAGAGUUCUUUAAUCUACCAAUCAAUAGAUAGGGGAUAAAGUGAGAAAAAAUAAUUUUAUUACUUCUCAUUUAGGUUUCUGUAGCUGUCAUAGUUUUGGACUUCUGAAGUGUGAAGAUACGCUAAGCUAUGAUUAUAGACGAUAUCAUCGAAAGAAAGUUAAUAAGAUAAACAUAAUUAAUAUUUUAAUAAUUAUUAUUAUAUUACAUUGUGUAUUUGUAUGUUUAUUUACAGAUAUAUGUAUGUAUGUUUAUGUGUAUGUAUAUGUCCGUCGUCGCCCUAGACACGUCCUUACGUAUCCAUCAGAUCCAAUAACUCUUGCAUUAGAUACCUUCAGCUCUGACACUAGGAGCAGGCUGAGGAACCCCGUACUCGUCGAACUCGACAAAGAGGUCGACGUGCAGCCUAACCCAUGCAUCAGCCCGCUGAGUUUCUCGCCGGAUCUUCUCAGUGGGUCGCGAUUCCGAUCCGGUAGUAAAUUCAUUCGCGAAGCAAUUGCUCUUGAGUUGUUAGGUCUCCUUCGGAGGCGCUCGGGCAGUUGUUAGCAAGUCCUGGUGAAGCUGGAAAGGCCUCCGGGCCACCAGUAAUCUUUCAAUCAUAAAAAAAAAAAAGCAUUUAUAUGUAUGUGUAUAUGCAUAUAUAUGUAUGUGUGUAUGUAUAUGUAUAUAUUUCACUGGAUUGCUACGCCGCGCUUAAUUCGUUUCCAAAUGAUUCUUGUCCACCGGAGAGAGGAGUGAGUGUUGAGAUGACGGCUGAUAGAAGAAAAUGGAAUAGAAACAUUCGCUGUGCCGACCCCACCUAAUGAGAUAAGGUGCAGACAAAGAAGAAGAAGUUAGACAUCAAAUUAUUUAAUUGAUUUUAUUUACAAACUUAAGUAAAUGAUACUUAAGAAUACCGCAGGGACUGAGGGCAGUUUUAAAAAGGUCGCCAUCAACAUUAACCUUUGUUGAAUAUAUUUGUAUAUAAUAAUGCCCACGGAGUUUUUCGCUGGAUCUUCUCAGUGGGUCGCGAUUCCGAUCCGGUGGUGGUUUCGGCGAAGCACUGCUCUUGCUAGGGGCUGGUGUUAGCAAAUUCAGUCAAGUUGAACCCGAGACCUCAGCUACCCGUCCGAUCGUACCUGAAUAGUCCCUUAUGCUACCAGCGAAUAGUUUCAGAAUGGACAGCGCUUUGGCUUUGGAGAUCGAGCAGGUCUCGCGCCAGAAGGCGCUGGAGGAGGAAGCGCUCCGCGGCGAGUCGGCUGUGCGGCAGUUCUACGCGGGAACCACAGCGCUGAUCACUGGAGGGACGGGCUUCAUCGGGAAACAACUCAUAGAGAAGCUUCUAAGAUCGUGCGACGUUAAGCGGAUUUACAUAUUGGCACGAUCGAAAAAGGGACUGUCUAUGGAAGAAAGGCUCCAGUUACAAUUUAAAGAUCCUGUAUACGACAAUUUACGGUCUCAACAACCAGAUUUCGCUCAGAAAGUGAUACCGGUCGAAGGUGACAUCUCAGAACUAGGCGUCGGCUUGAACGACGAAGACAGGAUGAAGCUUGAGCAAGAGGUGAAUGUGAUAUUCCACGUGGCCGCCACGACCAGGUUCGUAGAGCCACUGAAGAAGGCCACAUUCAUCAACGUCAGAGGAACCAGAGAGAUCCUUGAACUGGCCAAAUGCUGUAAAAAUCUAAGAUGCUUCGUACACGUAUCAACUGCGUUCUUCAAUGCAACAAAGAGCAAAAUAAAUCACACCAUCGAGGAGAAAUUCUAUGAAAGCCCUGUCCCUCCGGAAGUCAUGAUACAACUCGCGGAGACAGUUGAAGAAUGCAGACUCAACGCGAUCACUGCUGAUUUGAUAAGGGACUGGCCCAACACGUACUGCUUCACGAAGGCCAUAGCCGAGGAUGUCGUGCGUACAAUGGGCAAGGAUUUACCUGUGGCCAUAGUGAGGCCACCCAUAGUUAUCUGCACGCUCAAUGAACCCACACCUGGAUGGGUGGAUAUAAGCUCAGUGUUCGGUCCCAGCGGGAUUCUUUUAGGCAUAGGCCUUGGCGUGACGCAUGUGGUUUUAAUAGGUGACAUAACGAUAGCGCUAGCUCCUGUGGACUACGUCAACAACACUGUAUUGGCGACAGCGUGGGAAACCGAUAAACGUUUUAAAAAUAAUGAAAAAGACUCUAAGAUUUACAAUAUAAGCAACUCCAGAUGCACACUUGAGAAAAAUCUCGUGGGUGAUCUCCUGCAGAAUCCUAACACACAACAGUACGCUACGCCGAAAGCGGUUUGGUACUGUUAUGGUUUUGAGACCGGAAGCGAUGUUGUAUUCUGGUUGUCAACGUGGCUGCUGCAUUACAUACCUGCGUAUGUAGCCGACUUCGUGUUUAAUGUGACCUCCAUGAAGCGACCUGAGGGUAUUAAGUCAUUCGUUAAAAUGUAUGAAAAGAUAUACAAAAUGUCUUUGUUGUACGGCUAUUUCCUGAGGAACCAGUGGAAUCUUGUCGAUGACAACACCGUGGCCAUGCUGAACCAAAUGUCAAAAACUGACAGGAUAUUGUUCAAUUUUGACAUUUCGAAGAUCGAUUGGCCGCGCUAUAUGCUGAUCUGGUGCAUCGGCUUGAGAAAGUUCAUCGUGAAAGACGGACUCAAAGACAGCGAGUAUGGAAUGAAGAAACAGAGAUGGCUGAAGAUAGCUCACAUUAGUUUUUAUACGCUGUUCUUUGGAGUCGUAUUUUCUUUGUUAUAUCUCGCCUGUAGAAUUUUUAUGUACUUAUGUAAUUUGAAUACGAUCGCCGCUCAAACACUUAAAAUAUAACAAUUGCAUUUGGGUUUGUAGGUUUUAUAUGUUGCAUUAAAAUGUACUUAGUAAAUUCGAUGUGACAGGAAACUCAUAAAAGAUUGUCAAUUAAAAA
Messenger RNA from Bombyx mori (domestic silkworm), 3179 nucleotides. Its product is annotated as fatty acyl-CoA reductase wat. The record is from RefSeq and is a predicted model, not a curated record. Gene Ontology annotation, cellular component: peroxisome. Gene Ontology annotation, biological process: long-chain fatty-acyl-CoA metabolic process. Lineage: Eukaryota; Metazoa; Arthropoda; Insecta; Lepidoptera; Bombycidae. The transcript is spliced from 11 exons. Bases 1430 to 3082 code for a protein of 550 amino acids. Gene Ontology annotation, molecular function: alcohol-forming very long-chain fatty acyl-CoA reductase (NADP+) activity.